Messenger RNA from Lodderomyces jiufengensis, 360 nucleotides. RefSeq names its product Blp1p (gene BLP1). The record is from RefSeq and is a predicted model, not a curated record. Lineage: Eukaryota; Fungi; Ascomycota; Pichiomycetes; Serinales; Debaryomycetaceae. Bases 1 to 360 code for a protein of 119 amino acids. The transcript has a single exon.
AUGAACUAUCAAGAUGCUUACAUUCAAGAUAAAAAAAGAAAAUUAAGUCAAGAAAUGGAUCAAGAUACAAUUAAAGAAACAAUCUUGAAUGUUGAGCAACAAAAAGAUAUUGAUUUAUUAAUGGAAAAUCAUGAUAUUGAAAAUAUUGCAGAACAUGCAAAAAAUAUUGAUACAAAUACAAUUGAAGAAUUAACAAGACAAAAUAGAGCAUUGAUAAUUAUUGAAGAAUUUUUACAAAAUGAAAAUUUAGAAUUGAAAAAAAGUUUUAAAGAUUUAGAAAAAGAAAAUCAAGCAUUAAAAAAAGUUUUAAAAAAUGAUUUUCAAUCAAAUUAUAAAUAUAUUAAUAAAUCAUAUAUUUAA